AUGGCGGGCGAUAAGAAAGACCCCGACCAGCCCGAGCCCUCUCGAGUAUCGGGUACACCAGGCAGCGACUAUGCCUCUGCAUCGCCAAUACCUCCUAUGCGAUCAACGGUUUCCGUUCGGAGAGGUUACGGAACCCUGGAUGCGCAGUCCGUCGAUUCGUCGUCUGAGAUACGUCACGACGAAACCAUCCAGGACGAUAACUCGAGCCGCGCGUUUACCUCCUCGUCUGCCGUACCUGAUCGGCCUCGAAAGCCUUCGGUCACCCGUCGCAUGUCUUCGAAACGACAAGUGCCCCACAAGGGCCAGGAAUUCUCCACUGACGAUGAUGUCAAAGAAGUUGAGGAGGACUUUGCCCUACACAAGGCUUCGUCCACCCAGCAGCUGUCUCCAAGGAUUCGUCCUAUGCGGGGUCCGAGCUCCACGUUGCGCCGCCAUGUCAGUGCUCGUGCCGUCCCGUUGAUCAGAGGCGAAUCAGACAAUCUGAGUGUGGAUGAUACCGUCUUGCCAAAGGUCAACUUGGACGUAGUGGAAGACGCCUCAUCGAUCAGACAGUCUGACGGCGGCAGUGACAUUGGAAGUGAAGAUGAAACCCCUGUAUCCGAGGAGGAUGAAGAGGUGACCAGUGAUGCCGAGAGCUUUACGCUCAAGGAUCGCCAGCAAGCGAUCAACGAGACUCAUCCUUUCGGUAUUAGGAUCUGGAAGCCCGCUCUGUACAAGAAGAGUCGCUCGGUAGAGAAGACUGCCGAGGGCGAUAUUCACUCGUCUCCUGGGGGUCGCGUUAGCCCCAUGCUCUUUUUGACAAACUUGCUAUGGUCAGUACUUUUUGGAUGGUGGUUGGCUUUGGCUGCCUUGCUGGCUGCGAUCGCAUGUUUCUUCUGUGCUUUCUCGUCCAGCGCCGUCGCGUAUGGAAGGGUCUUUGCAGGACUCUCACGCUACUUGCUCUAUCCGUUCGGCUCCUUUGUUCUUCUAAGAACCGAUGAUAAUUAUGCGGAAGAAGAUGAGGGUGAAGGCCGCAGCAUCAGCGAGUAUGAACAAUGGCAGAACGGUGACUUGGAACAUGGCCGGCUCUUCUUCGGACCUCGCAGAGACCGAUCUCUCGUCGGACGGCGGCGCAACAGCGUUGAUUCUGCUGGAGAGCAGGACAGUCUCCUCGGUCGGCCCCAGCGUGGACAAGGCGAGGAUUCACAAUUCAGCCCUUCCAAACGUCGACUAUUCGGUCGUGGUGAAUGGACCCUUGGCCGAGUUGUGUUCUUUGUGUUUUUCUACUUCCUGGUGGGACCCUUGAUGCUCAUGGUCUCCCUGAUCUGCUGGUUGCUUGUCUUCUGGAUCCCAAUGGGCCGAGUUACCACCAUCUUAGUGAGCCAUCUGCGACGCCAUCCUCUAGCCUUGUCAUUCCACUCCGAUACCUCCUAUUCCCGACUUGCUACGGGUUCUUCAUCGUCGUCCAUCCUUUUGUGCACCUAUCGCGCGGCUGGAACGAGAUACUGGAAAUACACCAUCGAUGGUACCAACAUCUUCUUCAUCAACUUGCUAGCUCUCGUCGCCUUCGUCAUUUUCGACUACUUCGUGCUGGACACGUUCCUUGGUAUUGAGUCCUGGCUGACUCACCCUGGGCUGAUCUUUACCCUCUCCCUAUUCUCCAUCAUUCCUCUGGCCUACUUCAUCGGCCAAGCUGUGGCAUCCAUCUCGGCCCAGUCGUCGAUGGGUUUGGGUGCCGCAAUCAAUGCCUUCUUCUCCACCAUUGUAGAAGUCUAUCUCUAUUGUGUUGCCUUGACCGAAGGCAAAGCCCAGCUUGUGGAAGGAAGUAUCAUUGGUAGUAUCUUCGCAGGUAUCCUGUUCUUGCCCGGUCUGUCCAUGUGCUUCGGUGCUAUCAAGCGCAAGACACAGCGAUUCAAUGUGAAGUCCGCUGGUGUGACCUCGACCAUGCUGUUGUUUGCCGUCAUCGCAGCUUUUGGCCCUACUCUUUUCUAUCAGGUCUAUGGCAGUCACGAGCUCAACUGUCAUGCAUGCGUUCGAGAGUAUGACCCAGAAAGCCGAGACUGCCGUCGAUGCUACUUCUCCCAGAGCGCCGCUGUCCAUGAUGCAUUCUUUGAAAAGGCAGUCCAACCAUACGCAUGGUUCUGUGCCGUUUUCCUGUUCUUGUCAUACAUCAUCGGUCUCUGGUUCACCCUGCGCACCCACGCUGCCUUGAUCUGGGCCACUGAGAACGAGGAGAAGGAGAAGAAGGCGGCCCAGCAGCCGAUCUCUGAUUCAUUUACUUUCGAGCCACGGCACCUGCUCUUCCCGCCUGGUGCCGCCGAGGCAUCGGGUGCGAUCACUAGCCACAAAGACUCCAUUCGCGAAUCUCAACUCUACAAGCGUAUCCUUGGUCAAUCACUGAGACAAGUUGGCUUGGAGGAUACCAGCGGCGCCAACUGGGACCAGGUGGAAAGUGGCUCUCCGUCGGACAAAAAAGCUAACAUCCCUCACCUGGUGCCUCCACGUUUUGGCGGGGAUGAAAAUUGUAGCGUGUCAAAGGCUAUCCAUGGUCUAUCUGGAGAGGAUAAUGAGCGGCUUGUGCGUCAAGUCACCGAAGUGGCGGCCACCGCUGCUGCAGUAGCUGCUCGUGAUGCGGCCCGUAGUCGCAAGUACUCAACCCAGCAGGGUUCUUCCUCCACCCGCCAAGCUGGUCGUCCUCCGGCAGAUCAGCCAAAGCCUCAUCCUCCUGGUGAGGACAACGAGGAUAUUGGCAUCGUUGCGGAGCCUGCGCACAGCGGCGGUGGUCACGAUGCUCCAAACUGGAGCAAGGCAAAGAGUUCCAUCAUUUUGCUAGGUGCUACAGUUCUCUAUGCCAUUAUUGCAGAGAUUCUGGUCAACACGGUGGAUGUGGUGUUGGAAAGUGUGGAUAUCGAUGAAAAGUUCCUCGGUAUUACGCUGUUUGCCCUGGUGCCAAACACAACUGAGUUCCUGAACGCCAUCUCAUUCGCCAUGAACGGUAAUAUCGCUCUGUCCAUGGAAAUUGGUUCCGCCUAUGCCCUUCAGGUGUGCCUGUUGCAAGUACCAGCCGUGGUCCUCUUCAGUGCCCUGUACACCCAAUCCAUUGAUCCCGCCGAGCUCGCCAGCCACUCUUUUAAUCUAAUUUUCCCUCAAUGGGAUAUGAUCACCGUUAUCCUUUGCGUUUUCCUGCUUUCCUACGUCUACGGCGAAGGCAAGAGUAACUACUUCAAAGGAUCCGUCCUCGUGCUGACCUAUCUGGUCGUCGUGAUUGGUUUCUACCUCUCGGGCUACAGCAACAUGGACACUCUGGGCGUGGACCGCUUCGACACGCUCGCCCUGGGUGUAAGCCAAUCCGAAAAAUUCUACACCGUCGGUCGCUCGCGUUCCGGCGCGGCGUUCUAA
This is a messenger RNA of Penicillium cataractarum, 3378 nucleotides long. RefSeq names its product calcium/hydrogen antiporter. Gene Ontology annotation, molecular function: calcium:proton antiporter activity. The transcript is spliced from 5 exons. Gene Ontology annotation, biological process: calcium ion transmembrane transport; intracellular calcium ion homeostasis. The record is from RefSeq and is a predicted model, not a curated record. Gene Ontology annotation, cellular component: endomembrane system; membrane. Lineage: Eukaryota; Fungi; Ascomycota; Eurotiomycetes; Eurotiales; Aspergillaceae. The coding region runs from base 1 to 3378 and encodes 1125 amino acids.